Messenger RNA from Clupea harengus (Atlantic herring), 3056 nucleotides. It is a transcript of the gene mcm6, whose product is annotated as minichromosome maintenance complex component 6. Gene Ontology annotation, cellular component: MCM complex; nucleus. Gene Ontology annotation, biological process: mitotic DNA replication; DNA replication initiation; double-strand break repair via break-induced replication. Gene Ontology annotation, molecular function: ATP binding; single-stranded 3'-5' DNA helicase activity; single-stranded DNA binding. The record is from RefSeq and is a predicted model, not a curated record. NCBI's taxonomy places the organism in Eukaryota, Metazoa, Chordata, Actinopteri, Clupeiformes, Clupeidae.
AAUCGUGUGCCAGAUAUUCAUUACGUUACUUGGUUGUUGGCGCGAAAAUGAUCACAUGGUGUUUUUUCGCGCGAAACUUUACCAGUCCGCUAGCAACAGGGUAAGGGAGAACGUGUCGGCAAUAUUACAUUAAAGCAGUUUUUAAGGAAUUAAAACAACAUGGAUCUCGUCGAACCCGCGCUGGAAAAUCCAGGACAGAUGGUGAAGGAUGAGUUGGCGGAAAAAUGCCAAAAAUUGUUCCAGGCAUUUCUGGAAGAAUACCAGAAUGGCGACGGCGAACUGAAGUAUCUGCGCGAUGCGGAGGAGUUGAUUCGACCGGAGAGAAACACAUUGCUCGUCAGCUUCACAGACUUGGAGGGGUUCAACCAGGAACUUGCCACUACCAUACAAGAGGAAUUCUACAGAGUUUAUCCCCAUCUGUGCCGUGCUGUGAGGAACUUUGCCAGGGAUCAUGGCAACGUUCCGGCCUCUAAAGAAUUUUAUGUGGCCAUCCAGGACCUGCCAACCAGACACAAGAUCCGUGAGCUGACCGCCCUACGCAUUGGGGCGCUGGUCCGGAUCAGUGGACAGGUUGUUCGCACCCACCCAGUCCACCCAGAGCUGGUGAGCGGAACUUUCCUCUGCCUGGACUGCCAGGGUGUGGUGAAGGAUGUGGAGCAGCAGUUCAAGUACAUGCAGCCCAGCAUCUGCAGGAAUCCUGUCUGCAACAACCGUAAGCGCUUCCUGCUGGACACCAACAAGUCAAAGUUCAUCGAUUUCCAAAAGGUGCGUAUCCAAGAGACACAGGCGGAGCUUCCACGCGGCUCCAUCCCCCGCAGCAUGGAGAUCAUCCUGAGGGCUGAGGCCGUGGAGUCCGCCCAGGCUGGCGACAAGUGCGACUUCACCGGGACACUCAUCGUUGUCCCCGAUGUCUCCCAGCUGGCAACCCCAGGUGUGCGCGCUGAGACGAGUACUCGCACGGCAGGGGCGCAGGGCUAUGAGAACGAGGGUUUGCGCGGGCUCAAGUCACUGGGUGUGCGAGAGCUGUCAUACAAGCUGGCUUUCCUGGCUUGCCAUGUGGGCCUCACCAACCCAAGGUUUGGCGGGAAGGAGAUCCGUGACGAGGAGCAGACUGCUGAAAGCAUCAAGAACCAGAUGUCCGUGAAGGAGUGGGAGAAGGUCUUUGAGAUGAGCCAGGACAAGAACCUGUACCACAACCUCUGCACCAGCCUCUUCCCUACCAUCCAUGGUAAUGAUGAGGUGAAGCGUGGCAUCCUGCUCAUGCUCUUUGGUGGGGUCCCCAAGACCACCAUGGAAGGCACGUCCCUGAGAGGAGACGUCAACGUGUGCAUUGUUGGAGACCCCAGCACAGCCAAGAGCCAGUUUCUGAAGCACGUGGAGGAGUUCAGCCCCAGGGCUGUGUACACCAGUGGAAAGGCCUCCAGUGCUGCUGGUCUGACGGCAGCAGUGGUGCGCGACGAGGAGUCCCAUGAGUUUGUGAUCGAGGCUGGAGCGCUCAUGCUGGCUGACAAUGGUGUGUGCUGCAUUGAUGAGUUUGACAAGAUGGAGACGAGGGAUCAGGUAGCCAUCCAUGAGGCCAUGGAGCAGCAGACCAUCUCCAUCACCAAAGCUGGGGUCAAGGCCACCCUAAAUGCCCGCACCUCCAUCCUGGCUGCAGCCAACCCUGUGAACGGACGCUACGACCGCUCCAAAUCCCUGAAGCAGAACGUCAACCUCUCCGCUCCCAUCAUGUCCCGCUUUGACCUCUUCUUCAUCCUAGUAGACGAUUGCAAUGAGGUGACUGAUUACGCCAUUGCCAGACGUAUAGUUGACCUCCACUCCAGAAUUGAGGAGUCCAUUGACCGUCUGUACUCCCUGGAUGAGAUCCGCAGAUAUCUGCUCUUCGCCAGGCAGUUCAAACCAAAGAUUUCCCAGGAGUCACAGGACUUCAUCGUGGAGCAGUACAAGAGACUGCGGCAGCGCGACGGCUCGGGCGUCACCAAGUCUGCGUGGCGAAUCACCGUGCGCCAGCUGGAGAGCAUGAUCCGCCUGUCAGAGGCCAUGGCACGCAUGCACUGCUGCGAUGAGGUUCAGCCAAAGCACGUGAAGGAGGCCUUCAGGCUGCUGAACAAGUCCGUCAUCAGGGUGGAGACUCCUGACGUCAACCUGGAGCAGGAGGAGGAGGCUGCCAUGGAAGAGGAAGAUGGUGACCAGAUUAAUGGAGAUGUACCUAAUGGAGGUAUUAAUGGCCAUGUCAACGGCCAGGUAAAUGGCCGGGCUGAUGCAGAGAAGCAGUCUGCAGCCAAGCCUGCCAUGCGCCUCUCCUUUGCUGAGUACCGCCGCAUCUCCAACUUGAUGGUGUUGCACCUGCGCCAUGCAGAGGAAGAGGAAGAUGAAGCUGCACUGAAGAAGAGUGCAGUGGUGAACUGGUACCUGAAGGAGAUAGAGUCCGAUAUCGACUCGGAGGAGGAGCUCAUCAGCAAGAAAGCCCUCGUAGAGAAGGUCCUCCACCGACUGGUGCACUAUGACUACAUCCUGAUUGAGCUGUCACAGUCCGGUCUGAAGGGCUCCUCGGAGCCUAGUGUCACGGAGACUCAAGAGGAUGAAGUGGUGCUGGUAGUCAACCCCAACUACACGCUGGAGGAUUAGAUCUUUGCUUUGGGAACAUUUUAAAAUUUGUGGUGUGAAUCCAGUGGGUCAUUCCAUGAAGACCAUCCAAGUCUUGAAUGUGAUUUCAAAACGGUCAUCACGGCUUGGGAUUGUUGCAUGCACAUUGUUUUGAAAAACAUGUAACAUGUACAAAUGUCAUUUUUUUUUUUUUAUUGUGUUUUGAAAUGAAAUUUUACUUUUCUUCUUGGUGAGUUGGAGGAUGGCUCUCUUAAAGGGAUACUUUCUAAAGUAGCAAGCCGAUUAUUUGUAAAUAUGUUGCUUUGAUUUCUACAAAGCAUUUGAACCUGGUUUAUUGGACCCUUUUUUUAGCCUUGUAAUGCUUUCAUGUUGCUCUUAUCAUGUUAUGUUCAUGUAGCUCCUGUGAGACAAUAUGCUUUUAAAAUAAAUAUUGAUCUUUGUUCUUCAAA